This is a messenger RNA of Caenorhabditis remanei, 1113 nucleotides long. RefSeq lists its product as uncharacterized. The transcript is spliced from 8 exons. Gene Ontology annotation, cellular component: membrane. Lineage: Eukaryota; Metazoa; Nematoda; Chromadorea; Rhabditida; Rhabditidae. The record is from RefSeq and is a predicted model, not a curated record. Bases 1 to 1113 code for a protein of 370 amino acids.
AUGGCGACUCCCACCGAGCUUGCCUACAAUCGGGCCGCCCUCAUCGACAGUUUGCAAUUCACUUUUUUGAUGGACGAGGUCGGAAAACAUCUUUCGGAGGCGAUUUGUGGAGCUGGUAUCGUUCUCAACCUGCUCCUCAUCUACGUCAUCUGCCACCGUACCCCUGUCCACAUGAAAAGUUACGCCGUUCUCCUCUUCAACUUUGCCAUUUUCGACUUGCUCACGUGUGUGGCGUCGCUGUUCGCUUGUCAGAAGACCAUUUUCUCGGGAUUCUCGUUGACCUACAUUUUCCACGGACCGUGCAAGUACGUGGCGCCGUGGUUGUGCUAUUUCUGUCACUGUUUUGUGUGUCACGCGAUGGCUCACUCGCAAUGGAUACUGCUGAUCUCCUUCAUCUAUCGUUGGCGCAUUCUCGUCGACGAGGCCCCCGGCGUUAAAACCAUGUCAAUGAUCGUCGCCGGCUUCUACUCCAUGUCUUUCGUCGUUUUCCUCUUCUACUACCUUGAUAUGGGGGCUUCCGACGAGUUGAAACAAAUCAUGUAUGAUCUACACCCACAGUACCACUAUGAGGAUGUGGAUAUUUGGGGAAACCUAACCGUCAGCGGUAACACCACCAUCUUCACCAUCCCCUCUAUGACCGCUAUCAUCUACAUGACCGUAACCUGCGUACCAAUCUAUUUUCUGAUCCAUUGGUUCCGUAACCAGACGCUAAGCAUCCUAGCCUCCAGUGCUUGCAGCAUGUCUGAAACCACCAAAGCGUCUCACGCUAAGCUUAUACUGGCCCUGUCUAUCCAAGCCACCAUCCCAUUAUUCUGGCUACUCGCCUCGUUCAUUUUCACGUUGGCCGAGUUCGGUGUGAUCUCCGGUCCGAUUCCCGAGAAUAUGACGUUCCGUUUGAUGGAUUGCAUUCCGUCGUCGAGUCCGCUGGUCGCCUUUAUUUUCAUCGCUCCGUAUAGAGAAGGUCUGCUACGCCUCAUCUCAAAAACCGGCAUCUACAAAAAGGCCACCGAAAAUCGGGUUUCCAGCACUGUCGAGCCAACCACCCAAGCAACCGUCCAAUCCAUUCAACAAUACCGCUCCAAUGGUCGCAACGAUAUGAGGGCGAUGGCUUGA